Pungitius pungitius (ninespine stickleback) is the source of this 535-nucleotide messenger RNA. It is a transcript of the gene pmch, whose product is annotated as pro-melanin-concentrating hormone. The record is from RefSeq and is a predicted model, not a curated record. Bases 59 to 472 code for a protein of 137 amino acids. The transcript has 3 exons. Gene Ontology annotation, molecular function: melanin-concentrating hormone activity; type 1 melanin-concentrating hormone receptor binding. NCBI's taxonomy places the organism in Eukaryota, Metazoa, Chordata, Actinopteri, Perciformes, Gasterosteidae. Gene Ontology annotation, biological process: chemical synaptic transmission; behavior.
CACCCUCUGCGUACUCGUUGGGGAAGGGAAGAUCGGGCCAAGACACCGACCAGCGACCAUGAUCUCCGUCUACUCCGCCCUGUACACCCUGGCGCUGUUCUCCGAGCUCGGCGGCCGGGCGGUCACCGCCGCCAUGCCCGCCCCCGAGACGGCGGAGGACGCCGCGCUGGAGCAAGGCGGGUUCUUCUUAGGGGACGAGUCCAUGGCCGAGCCCGCCGUGGUCCCUCCUGGGCACUGGCAAAGCCUGGCGCUGGAGGACGCCAACGCCAGGGAGGAGGACGGGGGCACGAAAAUCAUCUUUGUCUCGGACAUGAGGCUGAAGGGACGCCGCGUGCUGAACCCGGCCUUCGGCCGCGGCCCUCCUCCGCUCGCCGACCGGAGCUCCGGCCUGAAGGUCGAUCGCAGGAACUCUGACCUCGACGUGCUGCGGUGUAUGAUAGGAAGAGUGUACCGACCCUGCUGGGAGGUGUAAAUGUUUCCCCGAGCUAACGUCAAGCCCUGAAUGUGCUAUAAAAAAAAACUAAAAAAAAAAACU